Molecule: messenger RNA, 1683 nt
Organism: Lactuca saligna
Lineage: Eukaryota; Viridiplantae; Streptophyta; Magnoliopsida; Asterales; Asteraceae
Source: the annotation of a GenBank genome assembly
AAAAAAAAAAAAAAAAAAAAAAACACGAAUUUGAACGAACAAACGAACGAAGGAAUUGAUAUGAUUCUGCAAAUUUAGGGUUGCAAAAAUAGAUUUCUACAAGUGAAAGUGAUUGAGAAAUUUCUUCGCUUUAAACAUAUCCGAUCUCCUUCUUGUAAGCUUUCUCUUUCUUCUUCUUUUCGCUUUAUAGUUUGUCUUAUACUCUUUUUAUACAUCUCUUCAUACGCCUUCAUCUUUGUGUUCUUUCAUAGAAAGCGAAAUUACCUUUCUGAUCAUCUGGGUAAAUCAUUUUUGAUGUUGUUUUGCUUGUUCCUAUCAUCUACUCACUUUUUCCCAAAUUGGGUUUUGUUUAAUUGAAGUUCUUGUAUAGCAUCUGCUUCGUUUUAUGAUUGACAAAAAGAAAACCUAUUCCUUUUUAGAUAUGAAGGAAUUACUUACAGGAGUCAAAGCAUUUAAAUUUCUUCAAUUUGUGGGAUUCCCAGUUGAUUUCUCUCACCAAGAUACUGAAAUCGAUUCUUAUUGCAUAAAAAUGGGCGAUCAUUUCGUGUUUUUGGUUGAUCGGUUACUCACCGAAUCCACUUUAGAAGCUGCAAUCGAAAGUAGAAACCCUUCGUACCCUUUAUCUCCCGCCAUCGACACCAUGAUCGAUUGUUCUUCGCAUAUGGAUCAUCCUGAAACUCCUUUCACUCCUAGAAAAAUGGUGGAAUGCAGAAUUUGUCAGGAUGAGGAUUUUGAUUCGAAUAUGGAGACUCCUUGCUCUUGUUGUGGUAGCUUGAAGUAUGCUCAUCGCAAAUGUGUUCAACGAUGGUGUAACGAAAAGGGUGAUACCAUAUGCGAAAUAUGCCACCAGCAAUUCAAACCAGGGUAUACAGCACCACCUCCCGUAUUCCGAUUGGGCGUCAUUCCCGCAAAUAUAAGGGGGCAUUGGCAAAUUGCGAGAAGGGAUAUGAACGAUGAGACUCGAAUAAUUACAGUCGUUUCUUCUGAUCAUAAUUUACUCGAUCAGGAAUACGAUGAGUAUGCAGAUUCCACUGCAAGAAGCAUUAUGUGUUUUCGUUCAGUUGCUAUCAUUUUCAUGAUUGUAUUGAUUUUGCGUAACACGUUACCUAUAUUUGCAAAUGGAGGGGCAAAUUACUCUUUACCGGUGUUUCUGUUGUUACUCAUAAGAACUUCUGGAAUCAUUUUACCGAUCUAUCUAAUCCUAAGAGCCAUGUCAGCAUUGGUACAUAGGCGGCGCCACUUGGUGUCAAAUGGGUCGUCGUCGUCUUUUUCUUCUGAUGAUGAGGAAGCAGGUGCGACAUCAAUGCAAGGUGGUGGUGUUGAUUGAUGGGUUUGGGUCCAUUUGAAGUAUCCAUGGUCAACAAGACUCGAGAGGUCAAACCAUGUGAUUUAUGGGUUUGUUGCACGUGUACACCCUUUAAUGUUGGAUCUCAAAAGCAUCCUGAAAAUCUUCUUUUUUUAGAAGAAAUCUUGGUGUAUAGUUUGUUAAGUCAGGUUUUUUUUUUUUUAUAUGUAAGUGGUUCUUGGUAUAGACAUGGUGGGAACUUGUUUAGAAUUAGAACACCAUAUCUCGUAUACAAGGGUAAAUUACAAUAUGGAAAAUUUGAAGUUGAUGGUUGAACUAUUGAUGAAUCUAUGUAAAAAUGACUAAUAUUCCUUCCAAUUCUUUUACCUGAUGUUGAU